AUGCCGAGCAACCCGGAACAGCCGAGGCGAGAUAUCUAUGUCGUCAUAAGUGGGCGCGGUGAAGAAUUGACCAAUAGGAUCGAUCGAAACGGUACACAACUAACGACACCUUCGGGUGCUCUCGGGAAUGUUUUGUCUCUCCUUGUCUCUUUUUCUCUCUCUGUCUCUGGGGUUUCUGUCCCCUUUCUUGCUGCCAAGCUGGAUUUCCUGCAGGUGAAGCAUCUAAAGAGGAAGAGGAAGAGCAACUACAGUGUGAGAGAAACACAGACACUCAUCAGGGAAAUCCACAAGAGGACGGACGUGUUGUUCUCCAGACAGCAGAACACAGCCAUUAAUGAGUUGAAGAGACAGGCAUGGGAGGAAGUGGCUCAAGGUGUUAAUUCCCUGGGGGAGGGAGAGCUACGCACUGCUGCUGAGGUGAAGCGUCGAUACCUGGACUGGCGUUCACUGGUGAAGAGAAAACAGCUUCGGGCUGAGCUCUCUCUCUCCUCCUCCUCCUCCUCCUCUGUGGCCCUGAAGACUGAGUACAAUCAGUUCUCCCCUGAGCACGAGGCAGCUUCUCUGGGAUCUGGGUGUGACCAGCUGCUUGACCUCUCAUGCCUCUCGAAGGACUGUCACUGUGACUGGCCGGAGCUGGCAUCUCUCGGGGAACCGAAUGGGCAGGCCAUGAUGGCACCGCUGGGUGUGAAGAUGGAGGACGAUGUCAGUGUAUACCGACUGGAUGGUGAUGGCGAAAUGGGAGAUGGGGAAUUAGAUGAAGAUGAUAUUCCCUCCCUCCUCAGUGACAUUGAGUCUCAUGGUGAGGGACAUGUUGGUGAUGUUUACUCCCACAACGACUUGGACAUGCUCAGCUCCUCAAAGGCUCCGACCUCGACUACCAACAGAGGCCUUCCACUCGCGGGUGGCCUGAUGGGGACGGCGGCCCAUGCUCUAGGUGGACUAACCAAUCAUGAAAACAUGGGGUCGGGGUUUCUGGUUGCUGUUGAGAAACAGCGAUUGGAGCUGGAAAAACAUCGCCUGGUUGUGGAAACUGAACGCCUGGCAGUGGAGAAAGAGCGACUGGUGGUGGAGAAGGAGCGGCUUCGUCAGAUGGAGGUAGAGAGGGAAAGGCUGCAGCUGGAGAGAGAGAGGUUACAGGUGGAAAGGGAAAGGCUGAGGCUUCUGCUCAUCAGCCAAUCAGAGCAGGUCGACUCCUCCUUUUACCUGCCGCCACAGCAAGGCCCGCCUUCAUCCUCCACGUCUUCUUUAUCUUCCACUCAUGAUGGACAGAGGGAGAGAGAUAGGAAAAGUAAAGCCGCCUGGAAGCCAAUGGUGGAUCUGGAGACAGAAAGGAUAAAACUAGAGAAGGAGAGACUACAGCUGGAGAAAGAGAGGCUGCAGUUUUUUAAAUUUGAGGCAGGCAGACUGCAGAUUGAGAGAGAACGCCUCCAAGUGGAGAAAGAGAGAAUGCAGCUGCACAAAGAUCAUCAGAGCCACUGAGAGAGAGGGAGAGGGGGAGAUUAGAUUUUUUACCAGAUUCAGGGGUACGUCUAAUACUGAAAACAACCCAGAAUGUGAAUUGCACGAGCAGCUGUUCCUUUAUCAAGUUCCUCACACACACAUCCUUAAAAAUGGUGUGAGGCACUUAAAUGAUCAUUCCUGACUUGAAAUCUGGCCAAGGAGAAGACUGAGAGAGAGGGCUGGCAUAUUUAUGACCAACAUGAUAAAGCAGUGCCUUAUGAUGCCUUCAUAAAAUGGGUGCUAGGACAGAAAAGAUGCCAUGAUGAUAAAAUCUAGGAUUUGUUUGGCUGGUUAGCCUUGAACAUAUUUGGUUUAUGAAAUGUUUAGCACCUCAUCCAAAUACACUAAUGCACAAAACGUGCAGUAUUAAACAUGAAAUGCUGGGAUAUCAAUGCAAAGCAUCCUUACCUUUGUGGUUUUAUAAUGUUCUAUAUGAAAGAAUGGAAUCAUGGAGUCUUACUCUGCAUUCAUGCACCAAAUCCGUGCCAAUUUUUUCUACUGCAUGGGUUUUUGUUUGUAUAAGUCAGCUUCAAACAUUCAAAAACAAAAGCACAGUAUUGUUACUUGUACAGAGAGAUUUUUAUGGUAUUUAUGUUUUGCUGUCAAGUGCUUGUGUUAAAAAUGUGUGACUCAUUGGCUCCAUUCGGCAGAACCGGAGUUUGCCGCCUGCACAGGGGUUACUAAUAACAUUUGCAAUGACUGUUCAGUCAUGACAGUGUGAAAGUGUGACACAAUACCCAACCCAAUCUCAUGGGAAUGUGUAUACAACAUUUCUGCACGUCACUAGUACGCAUUUUGUCUUUUUGCAUGUCAUUUAUGCAGCACUUUUCGUGUGGCAUUUAUACACUAUAAGGUUCAUUUUGUGAAACGGCUUUCCAUGUGUCUCACUUAGGUUUAAGAAAACGCUCAGCUUGUUGGGCUGAAAAAAAACUACAUCUACCAAGUACAAUACGUACGUAAACAAUCGUUGUUUAGCGGAUACAUUGACUUUGCAGUCAGUACAGACUACAUGGCGAACGAAUGACACGCAGAAACACAUAAAGGCGUUCUUAUUGCACACUACAUGAUCGAACACGACUAAUUGUCGAGUCAUUCAUACGGCAUUUGGUGAGAGCAGGCUGCAAUACCAGGACCCUGAAACUGAAGCAUCUUGAAUGGAAUCCAGCCAUCAUUAAUUUGAUUAUUAUUUACACCCGUUACUCUUCCUUUUGUGACAUGCCAGAAUGUCUGCUGUGAAAAAAAGGUCUAUUAAGAUGUACUGUUUUUGUCAUUAAGAUUUGCGGACUUGGAGAAGAACCUGAACAUCUGCGAUGGGCAGGUACUGGAAGUUAUGGUGUGCAUGCUAGAAAAAUGUAUAUGAUAUUUUCUUUUUGAAUGCUGUGUUUUCUCCAGUUUUGUUGUGCUACGAAUAUACUGUGAAGUGUUACUGGCUGCUGGAAACUAUAUUUUGCUAGUGUGUACUGAAGGUACUGUUGUCCAACACAUCAAACCCACUAUCCCAUUUGGUUUUGUAAAGAAUAACCCCUUUUUAAUGUUUGUCUGUUCAAGCAACUUGAUAUCAGCCCUUUUUAUUAUUUUCUUCAAAUAUAUGUACUUAUAAUGUUUUUUUUAUGAUUUCUUACUAAGUCCAUGUGCCUCUGUGUUGAUAAAUUAUUUCAUAUUUUUUUGCUGAGGAAAAGAAAUGUGACCUCCAGACAAAAUCUGUAAUAAUCAGAGUUUAAUAAAAUCUGUGUUACCCAUUCAAGCCCCAAAGUACUGCUUUUGAAAGCCAGCCUCUGUGGUCUCGCUCUUGCCUUGAUGUACUCUGCAUUGCCUUUGAAGAAUAAUGGUAAAAGAGAAUGAGAAGAUAAUUAGAAAAGAAACAUUUGUCUCCUCUGUAUUUAUGCUCCUCAGGAAGCCAAUUGGGGGAUCCUUGGAUCAAUGCAGGCUAAUAAGGAGAGACAAGCGUUUGAAAUCACUUUGAGAGCACUGAUGUGCUUCACAAACCCUGCAUCUCUAAAGAGUCAACUUUUUGGAGGAUUUUGGUACAAUGAUGUAAACCAGUGACACUUGUUCAUUUUUUUUUUUUGCAUUUCACAUUUAAAUUGUUUAUAGUAUUUGUGUCAUAGUGGUAUGAAACCACUUUACUGCAGAAGGAAGGCAUACAAUUAGAAUUGAACAGAGACAAUAACGCUGGUAAGAAAGCUCUUUUAAACUCUUAAAUCACCUGUGCUUCUACAGAUCCUUAUACGAACAUGCACGCUUACACACACACAUGGCGUAACUCAAAGCGUAACUGACUGCUGUGUGGACUGCUGUGUGGUGAGACAUGGCAGCAAAUGCCAGGUGGAGAAUAAAAUACCACAAUAUUUCUUUUUAAUACUUUGGGACUGUUUUUUUUUUUUUAAACUAAUACUUAAAUCUUCUUUUAUUAUGUCCUACCUUAAAUAUUACGGUAAUUCAGUCAAAUUAGGAAACUCAAAUCAGGCUGUACAAUAUUACAGUUCAGAGCUUUACAUCUAAAAUGAAAGAAAAACAUCAAGGAUUCUCAGCAGAGCAGAGAAAGCUGUAAGAAUAUACUGAAACAUUGUCCACCGACUGAGAUGCCCUCAAGGUCCUCUGGCUCACUGUUCCACUGGUGACCAAGAUAAGAACUAAAAAGCUGCUCAUAGCAUACAGAUCUCUUGCUACAGAUAAAAGGUCUCUGCCCAUGGAUUAUGAGCAUGUCUGACAUUCAGUAUACCCAGGUGGUUUGAGAUUUUAAAAAGAGUUUAUGUCGACCUUAGAGAUGAUCUUAUGGUCGCAGACUUGCUGCAGAAUUAUGAACAAUUUUCAUUUCACUGUGGUUUUUCUUUAACUGUAGAUUGGUGGGAAAUACAGUUAUGCUACUAAAUAAUCCCUUUGCUGUAUCAUUUUGUUUCAAGUUAAAAUGCUCUACGUGUGACAGUUAAAGGAAACAAUGUGCUAAGGCUCUCUACUUAAACAUGUUUACAUGCUUUAAUGUUCAAAAAACACUUUAUUUUUCUCAUUCUGUGUUAUUAAACAAUUUUUGGUGAACUUUGUGGAGUUUGAGAUUGGUGUGAAGUUAUUCAAAACUGGAAAGCGAAGCUGUUUAAAAGAAUGACAUUAUAAUGGCACAGGCUACACAAUUUUAAAUUGUUUCUA
Messenger RNA from Anarrhichthys ocellatus (wolf-eel), 4644 nucleotides. It is a transcript of the gene msantd4, whose product is annotated as Myb/SANT-like DNA-binding domain containing 4 with coiled-coils. The coding region runs from base 1 to 1479 and encodes 492 amino acids. Lineage: Eukaryota; Metazoa; Chordata; Actinopteri; Perciformes; Anarhichadidae. The record is from RefSeq and is a predicted model, not a curated record. The transcript is spliced from 5 exons.